Messenger RNA from Juglans regia (Persian walnut), 2505 nucleotides. RefSeq names its product cucumisin-like. The coding region runs from base 1 to 2505 and encodes 834 amino acids. Gene Ontology annotation, molecular function: serine-type endopeptidase activity. Gene Ontology annotation, biological process: proteolysis. Lineage: Eukaryota; Viridiplantae; Streptophyta; Magnoliopsida; Fagales; Juglandaceae. The record is from RefSeq and is a predicted model, not a curated record. The transcript has 11 exons.
AUGGAGGAUAUCCCUUAUGCAUCAGCUAUAGGGAGCCUCAUGUAUGCUCAAGUUUGCACACUCCCAGAUAUUGCAUAUACAGUUGGAAUGCUUGGCAAAUAUUUGAGUAAUCCAAGCUUGGAUCAUUGGAAAGCUGCUAAAAGGGUAAUGUGGUACUUGCAAAGAACAAAAGAUUAUAUGCUCACAUAUGAGAGGUCAGAACAUCUUGAGAUCGUUGGAUUCUCAAACUCCGAUUUUGCUGGUUACCUCGAUGGUAGAGAUCCACUUCAGGCUCUUCUGCAAAGCUGCCAUGGCGGCCAGGAAAGAAAGGUAGAUAUCGAUCUUUACCUAGUCUACAUUGUAUACAUGGGAGAGCGGCCUCAAGGAGACUUUUCUGUUGCAUCAACGCACCAUUCCAUGCUCGAAGGAGUACUCGGAAGUACUUUAUUGGCCAAAAAGUCGCUAAUUUACAGUUAUGGGAGGAGUUUCAACGGAUUUGCUGCCAAGUUGACCGACGAAGAAGUUGGCACGUUGUCAGAAAUGCAAGGUGUUGUUUCAGUACUUCCAAACCAUAAAUUAAAGCUUCACACUACAAGGUCAUGGGAUUUUGUGGGUCUCCCAAGAAGCAAAGACGUUGUAGGCCAUCAAGGGGAUAUCAUUAUAGGGCUACUUGAUACAGGAAUCUGGCCAGAGUCUGAAAGCUUUAAUGAUGAAGGGCUUAGCUCACCACCCAGAAAAUGGAAGGGUAUAUGCCAUGGUGCCAACUUCACCUGCAACAAAAAGAUCAUUGGAGGCCGUUUCUACAACAUCGACCAGUCCUUCAAGAGCACUGAGUUCAUAUCUCCAAGAGAUUCUGAGGGCCAUGGAACCCAUACUUCCUCCACAGCUGCAGGAAGGAAGAUAGCAAGCGCAAGCUACUAUGGGCUAGCAAAUGGAACUGCGAGAGGUGGAGUUCCAAGUGCAAGGAUCGCCAUGUAUAAAGUUUGCUGGUCAACCGGAUGUUCCUCAGCAGAUAUCUUGGCAGCAUAUGACGAUGCAAUAGCAGAUGGAGUUGACAUUAUUUCGGUGUCCAUUGGUUCUGACGAGGUCGUCCAAUAUUUUGAAGACCCAAUUGCUAUUGGGGCUUUCCACGCCAUGAGAAAAGGUAUUUUGACCUCGGCUUCUGCUGGAAACUCAGGGCCAACCCCAUCAACCAUCUCCAAUUAUGCACCUUGGAUUCUCACUGUUGCAGCCAACACCAUUGACAGAAAAUUUGUUUCCCAAGUUGUGCUUGGCAACGGACAAGUAUACACCGGACUCUCCAUCAAUAGCUUUGAUCUAUAUGGAAAAUCAUUUCCCUUGAUUUGGGGUGGAGAUGCUGCAAACUACUCUGCAGGUUUUGACCCGGAGAUUUCAAAAUCCUGCUCCCCAGGUUCCCUUAAUUCAUACAAAGUUGAAGGAAAGAUUGUCUUGUGUCGAAACCCCCAGAGUGACACUGGCGUUCUGAGCGCUAAUGGUGUGGGAAUCAUUAUGAUCGACUCAUUUACCAACGAUUUUGCCAUCAGUUACUCGUUACCAGCAACACGGAUAAGCACAGACGAUGGCCUCAAAAUUCUGGACUACAUUAGAUCAACAGAAAACCCAGUCGCAACUAUUUUAGUUGGUGAGACUUGGAAGGACGUUGUGGCACCUUAUAUUGCCUCAUUUUCUUCUAGAGGACCAAGCCUUAUCACCCCAGACAUUCUCAAGCCGGAUCUAACCGCCCCCGGAGUGGACAUUCUUGCUGCUUGGUCUCCUGUGGCACGAGCUUCCAAUGACUUUGGGGACACAAGGAGUGUCAAGUUCAAUAUAAUUUCAGGCACAUCUAUGGCUUGCCCUCAUGCUAGUGGUGCAGCUGCAUAUGUUAAGGCUGCCCAUCCCAACUGGUCGCCUGCUGCCAUUAAAUCUGCACUCAUGACGACAGUUCACAGGAUGGACCCAGAGAAGCAUGAAGAUCUUGAAUUUGCCUAUGGAUCAGGUCACAUCAACCCAUCAAAAGCCAUAGACCCCGGGCUAGUCUAUGAUUCAUCUGAGGCAGACUACAUCGACUUCCUUUGCAAGCAGGGCUAUAAUAGCACCACACUAAGACUCAUCACUGGAGACAACAGUAGUUUCUGCACCACCACUGUGCCUGAAAGAGCUUGGGGGCUUAACUAUCCCUCAUUCUCCCUACCUAUGGAAGAUGGCUCACCAAUUAAAGCUGUGUUCACUAGAACAGUCACCAACGUUGGCCCUCCAAACUCGACCUACACUCUCAGUUUUCACAUGCCUCCAUCUAUUGCUGUUGUAGUGGAGCCAUCUGUCCUGUCAUUCUCUGCCACUGGAGAGAAGAAGAAGUUCAGAGUGAAGGUACAUGGCCCAAAGAUUGCACAACAGCCGAUCACAUCAGGAGAGAUUAUAUGGACUGAUGGGGUUCAUGUGGUGAGAAGCCCACUUGUGGCUUACACAGUUCUCCCUGGUUCAACAUUCUCCUCCUUCCCAUCUCAGAAAGAACCAAAUUUCAAUUAA